This is a messenger RNA of Cylindrotheca closterium, 924 nucleotides long. Lineage: Eukaryota; Bacillariophyta; Bacillariophyceae; Bacillariales; Bacillariaceae. The record is from the annotation of a GenBank genome assembly.
AUGGCCACUUCUGUAUCUGCAUUGGGACAAGAGGGAGGUUUCUGGGUUCCUGAGACUCGCAGUCAAAAGACUGGAAAGGAAUCCAAGAUUGAAUCGUGGUGGGAAGUGAAGAGGUCCGAUAACCCUGGUGACCUCAAAGUAACCAGAGGAGCAACACCCCUUGUUGAGCGUUGUAUGAGAGUCCAUGGAUUCAGUGAGGACUUCGCCCGCCGAGUUUUGAAGGGAUACCGCCAGUUCAUGGAACUCAAAUCUGUCAUGAACGAUUGGAACGAAAUGAAGUUGUCUCCUUCUGUUCCCAUCAACCAAAUGUGGGAGUCGCAUUUGCUUGACAACUUGAACUACACUGAAGAUUGUCUCCUUCUUUUUGGACGCGUCAUUGGCCAUAACCCUGAUGCUCUCCUUGACGGACCUGCUCUUCAAGCAAGAAUUCAAACCACGAAAAUUGCGUUCCAAGCACGUUACGGAGAUGAUUUGGAUUCCGAUGUCUGGGACUUUGGAGAUGACUGGUCUCCCUUGACAAUGCAGAGUGAACAACCUAUCAAGCCGAGUGAUGCUUCUGUGAGUCUUUCCCAUACCCCACGAGGUCGCCUUCCAGUUGCCGCUGGUGAAGCUAAAACAGGUGGAUCCCCUCCCCAAGGCAUCACAACACCUGCAAAGUCUCCAAGCACUCCUGCUACAGGAGGAAACGAGCCCAUCACUAUCUUCCUCCGGGACUCUGCUACUGGCGAAGAGACUUACUUUUCUUUGAGAUACAAGAGCACGCUCAGAAUUGUAUUCACUGUUUUCGCCGAGCGCAGAGGCUUGAACCAAGACCUUCUCAAGUUCAGUUUCAACGGACAGCAACUCACAGGAUACGAAACUCCGCACAGCCUUGGACUCGAUGACAGAGCUCGCAUCGAUGUCACCAUUGGCUCACGGUCGUAG